GAAGUGGAAUUUUGGUCAUGUGGAGCAGGAUAAGAGUAAAAUCGAACGAGAAGGCGUUAUUAUAGGCAUGGUUGGAUCACGUUUUCAGCGUAACAACAAAAUGGAAUGGGAGGAUAUACUUAUCACCAGGGAACAGAAUACACCACAAAACGGUUAUGGAUUGGUGGAUAAUCCGACACGUGAAUCGGACUAUCGUCGCAUUUGGCGUCAGUUCUAUAAUGAGCCAAAGGAUUUCCUAUACGAUGAAAUUGAGAAAGAUUACAAGCGAUUCCUUGAUAUCAAAAAGAAUUCAACUAUCUAUAGAUUCGAUACUUUGGUCAUGAAAAAGCGUUUUGCAAUCCUUUUUGACACUCUCUUACUGGAGGCCCAAGGCAGAGCCAUGCGAGCCGAUAAAUCCGCCUAUAUACAUGUGGUGGGCUUUGGCCUGGGCGUUUGGUUGAUCCAUGACAAGCAGGAGAAAAUUUUCUUCAAUUCCUUUGAAGAACGUCUCCUGGCACUGGGGGAUCAACUUAAUCAUGUGGAUGUGGUGCAUUUCUCGUAUUUUACUCUAUCAAAAGUUGGUAAACUAUACGAUGGUGCUUUCAUACCCUUUAAAAAUCAUCCCAAGCGAGGCAUUAAGAUAUGCAUCUCAAAACGUAAUCCACAUGAGAACCUAAAGGAUAAUACAAUGUUAUCGGUUGUCUCCUAUGCCUGGGAUUCCAAUGCUCUGCCGGGCAAUGAAUUCUGGUCUGGCACACUUCAUACUAGUAGUGAUCCGGCGGCCGCGUGCUCCACUCUGAUCACCGAGCUAUUGAAUCCUCACAUCAAUGUUGACUAUUUGAAUGGCAACAAUUUGCAUAUUGCCUCUGUCCGUUAUGGUCUUAUCCAUAUUACGGAAUAUGCCCAAAGAGUUGCCAACAAUUCAGUACGGGAAUAAAAAAAACAUUUAAAAAUGCUUCAGAAACAUAAAAAUCCAAAAGGAUUCCAUGCUAGGGUUCAAUAUUCUCCCUACAAAAUAGUCAUUUAUGAUCAGAUUGUGGAUAUAUACAUAUAUAUAUAUAUAUAAAUGUAUAUGUACACCAAUAAUAUUUCAAACAAUUUCUACUAAUGGUCCUAUUUAAUACAUAUUUGUUGUCUUUUGAAAAGAAAUUUCUACUUUUAAGUACAGUAAAAUCUCCCUAUAACGAAUCUGAAGAAAUUCA
Drosophila willistoni is the source of this 1181-nucleotide messenger RNA. RefSeq lists its product as uncharacterized. The transcript is spliced from 2 exons. Lineage: Eukaryota; Metazoa; Arthropoda; Insecta; Diptera; Drosophilidae. Bases 68 to 916 code for a protein of 282 amino acids. The record is from RefSeq and is a predicted model, not a curated record.